Messenger RNA from Melospiza georgiana, 1549 nucleotides. Its product is annotated as serine/threonine-protein kinase pim-1-like. The record is from RefSeq and is a predicted model, not a curated record. Gene Ontology annotation, biological process: protein autophosphorylation. Gene Ontology annotation, cellular component: cytoplasm. Gene Ontology annotation, molecular function: protein serine/threonine kinase activity; ATP binding. The coding region runs from base 1 to 1449 and encodes 482 amino acids. The transcript has 7 exons. NCBI's taxonomy places the organism in Eukaryota, Metazoa, Chordata, Aves, Passeriformes, Passerellidae.
AUGCACAGCAGCGAGCCAGGGGAUCGCUGUGCCAGUGUGCAGGAGUCAGGGCUCUGCAUCUGGGCUCAAGGCUACAAAGUUCCCGUGUUUGGGCAGACGGAGGGGCUGUCCCCGGGGCGCGCGGGGCUCGAACGUGGGGCGAGCGGGGAACGGAUACGGGGACGAACGGCCCCGCGCCUCCCUCUCCCCUACCGGGCCGGGCCAUGCCCCCGGCCCCGGGCGGGGCUGCCCCGAGCCCCGCCCCGGCCGUCCCGCCGCGGUCUCGCCUCCGCCCGGCUCUGGCCGUGCUGGCGGUGGCGCUGCUGGGCGGGCAUCAGUGCCUGGUGCGGGGGCGGCACCGCCGCCCUUCGGCUCCGCCUGGCUCGAGCCCGGCCCCGGACCCGACGCAGGCUCCAGUCCCGGCCCCGGCCCCGGCCCCGGCUUCUCCCGGGGCCCGCGGAGCACACCCGCGGCGCGGCCACUCCCGCCGCUCCCGCUGCGGCUUCCCCGGCCCGAGCUCCGCCGCUUGGCAGCGCGGCCUCCGGCCCCCAGCCGCCGGGGCCGGGGGCGGGUGGGGAUGCCGGGCCCGGGGCGGGUGAGGGGCGCUCGGGGGCCGUUGCUGGCCCCGGGCCGAGCGCUGACAGCCGCGUCCCGCCCGCAGGGACGGCGCAGGAGGCCCUGCAGGAGCGGUACCGGCUGGGAUCGCUGCUGGGGCUCGGCGGCUUCGGCAGCGUCUUCGCGGCCACGCGGCUCUCGGACGGCGCCCCGGUGGCCAUCAAACGCGUGCCGAGGGAUCGCAUCCGGCUCUGGGGCGAGCUGCCCGACGGCACCAGCGCACCCCUGGAGAUCGUGCUGCUGGCCAAGGUGUCCUGUGGCUGUGGCGGUGUCAUUCAGCUCCUGGAGUGGCUUGAGCUCCCCGACAGCUUCCUGCUGGUGCUGGAGCGUCCGGAGCGGUGCCAGGAGCUCUCGGGUUUCCUGGCGGAGCGGGGGUUCCUGCCGGAGGAGGAGGCGCGGGGGCUGUUCCGCCAGGUGCUGGAGGCCGUGCGGCACUGCACCAGCUGCGGGGUCCUGCACCGGGACAUCAAGCCCGAGAAUGUCCUGCUCGACCUGGCCAGCGGGCAGCUGAAACUGAUCGACUUUGGCUGUGGCGCCUUCCUCCAAGACACAGCCUACACCCAAUUUGCAGGAACCCUGUCCUACAGCCCACCAGAGUGGAUCCAGCACCAACGCUACCACGGCGAGGCAGCCACGAUCUGGUCCAUGGGCCUCCUGCUGUGCCACCUGGUCAUGGGGAAGCACCCGUUCAGGAGGGGCCAGGAGAUCAUCCGGGGGCGAAUCUUGUUCCCACGAUGGCUCUCUCGAGAGUGCCAAGAUGUUAUUAAGAGGUGUUUGUCCAUGCAACCCUCGGACAGGCCAUCCUUAGAAGAGCUUUUCUGUCAUCCUUGGGUGAAGGGUGUUUCCCUGCCCUAGAAGACUGAAGAAAUCCACGUGCACAGUUGGAUCCAGGGACCUAGCAGGGAAGGAGAAGGAGCCCCUGGAGAAGCUGUUCCAAAUGGGGCUGGUGCUGGAG